AUGUCCUCAAUCGACGCGAGUGACGAACGCAAGGUCAAGAAACGGAUCUUCAACUCCUCGAUCGAAGACAAACGGCUGCAUUGGUCCCGACUGCACCGUUUUAAGACCACACAUCGGCUGUAUAUAUAUCUCAUCAGUUCGCUGGCCGUUCUUCAAUUCAUCGCCAUAGCAUUUUUUGCCAGAGGUUUCCUACUCACUCGUAAUGUCCUCGACAACGUGGCCUCCCACAGCCCGGUGGAACCCAAGUUCGACAAAUGCGUCAUUUUGGUCAUCGAUGCCCUGAGAUUCGAUUUCACGAUCCCAGUCGAUUUGAAUGACCCCGGCUACAACGCCAACCACCACAACAAUCUGGACGUGUUCAACAACCACACAACCGACCAUUCGUCGCUGUUGUUGAAAUUCAUCGCAGACCCUCCUACCACUACUUUGCAGCGACUAAAGGGCCUCACCACCGGAUCGCUACCGACAUUUAUAGAUGCUGGCUCAAAUUUCGAUGGCUCCGUAAUAGACGAGGACAAUUUCAUCAAACAACUGUUUUUGAACAACAAGACCGUCAAUUUCGCGGGUGACGACACCUGGGAUGCUCUGUUCAGACCUUUUUUGUCUCCUCAAAGCGAGCCCUUCGAGUCUCUCAACGUGUGGGAUCUGGACACGGUCGACAACGGCGUUAUAAACUAUUUUGAAAAUCAUUUAUUGAACGAUACCGCUGCCUCUGAAAACUGGGAUGUUUUAAUCGGACACAUGCUGGGCAUCGAUCACGUCGGCCACAAAUACGGUCCCAACCAUUUCACCAUGAGGGAAAAGCAAUUGCAGGCUAACAGGUUUAUCAAGCGGAUUUGCGAUCGCAUUGACGACAAAACGCUCUUGGUUGUCAUGGGAGAUCACGGAAUGGAUCAUACUGGAAAUCAUGGGGGCGACUCCAAAUCAGAGCUUGAAGCCGCACUCUGGCUUUACUCUAAGCAGCCAGAUAUGUGGAGCCAUCUAUCACCGGACCAUUAUGACACCACGUCUUUGGGCGAAAAUUACCGUCAUGUUAACCAGAUUGACCUGGUCUCAACCCUUUCUUUACUCCUAGGACUUCCCAUCUCUUUCAAUAACUUAGGCUGGCCCAUUCACGAAAUUGCAUCUACAGCAGAAGAAUUGAAGCUGUACCAUGAGAUUACACUGAACCAAAUAAAAAACUAUAGCGACGUGAGCGGUGUGAUCACAAAUUUUGACAAAGCGAAGCAUUUACAAGACCUGUGGGAGAAAUUCAUAACUGAUACAUCGACCGCUUCCGAGUACCAAAGAUACUUUCUAGAGUCUUGUAAGGAUCUAUGGGCCAGAUUCGAUUAUUGGAGCAUUGCAGUGGGCAUUAUAUUUCUUGCCACAUCCUUAAUACUGUUGAUCAUUAUCACCAAACUUGUACCUUCAAUUGUCAUUGGACAGAUGGUCUCAGAGUUCGUCCCAACAAUCGCAAUUAUGACGUUGGUGUCAAACGUAUGUUUUAACGGAAUUUUCCACGUCCUACAUCAGCCUGUGUUUUUCCAAAAUUGGAUUUGGUGUACUCUAUUUGCGACAGCCGUGGGGAUCAGCGUGGGGUGCUUUCUCACCAUAUUUGAUCGCUACACUACAGCGUGGAUCGGAAGAAAGUUUUUGGAGGAUCUUUCCGAUUACUGGUCUCGAAUCGCAGCUCUUUUCAUCACAUUACAUGCUAUUCUUUUUACUUCGAAUUCGUUUACCAUUUGGGAAGAUAGAAUCGUGAGCUUUUUGCUUGCCACCUUGGGCAUGUUGACAUUAUAUGAAUUUGUGUUUCUGCCCAAAAGACGUUUGACAACUGCUCUUCUAGCAGCUGCGAUGGGGGAAGAAAAGACCUCUUCACAAAAAAAACAGCCGCUCGAUUCUGAAUCAUCACCGCUUGGCAGAUUCGCUCGUCUUGUUGGAGGCUAUCACUCGAUAGUAUUGAUAACUUGCACGAGGCUGUCUUCCAUGAUUACUAUUUGUCGAGAGGAACAGGGUGAAUUUUGCAAGCCAACAUUCACAACAGCAAACAACUACUCCUAUUGGUGUCUACUGCUAUGCUUGACCGCUGUCGCGUUUCUGCCUUCAUGCUUGAAAGGUUACUACAAUAUUUGCUCGUCGUACCAAGCGGCGGCUCCGAUCUGGAUCGGUCAAUUUCUACGCUGGGUGCUGUUGACCAAUUUUGUUUACUGGUCAAUAUGCGCAAUGGAGAAUAAUAUUCCAGAAUUAGCCUGGGAUUUCAAAAUAUUCAAGCUCACAAUAUCCAGAAUUGUCGCGGGGUUCUCUCUUAUAGCUGCCAAUGUCGGCUGGAUGAUGGGGCCAUUAUGUGUGAAACUGAACAUUCACAACAACGACGUUAAAUCUCAACAAGCCACAAUUCUAGGAUAUGCUAACGUUUAUGGCUCACAGUUCUUCUUAUUGGUCAUCAAUUUCUUCAUGUGCAUCAUGUUGUUUAACAAGCCUCUCGCUCAGAUUUCUCUCUUUCUGAUGUGCAAUCAACUGUUGUCAAUUAUCGAGAUCGUCGAUCUUUUGAAACUGAAGGAAAACCUUAUUGGCUCUGUGUCCCUUGGGCUACUUGCAUAUCAGCAGUUUUUCUCCACGGGCCAUCAGGCAACAAUACCAGCUGUGCAAUGGGACGUUGGGUUCGUACUUACGGAGCGCAUAACCUUCCCGCUCACGCACCUGGGCAUUGUUAUGAAUACUUUUGGACCUCACAUCAUUGUUGCUCUGUCAGUUGCACUUCUGACGCUUUGGAAACAGCCACCAACAGUUUUGAAGCCCCAGACUCUUCUUGCCCGAGUAGUUUCAAACUGUGGUAUGCUUUUGAUCUACAACACUGUUCUGUGUUUAAGCUCGUUUGUGUGGGUGACACAUUUUAGACGACACCUGAUGGUGUGGAAGAUUUUUUGCCCAAGGUUUAUGUUCGCGAGCUUAAGCUUGAUAGUAUUCCAAGUAACAAUUACUCUCGUUACUAUAGCAUUCGCAAGCGGCAGACUGAUCAGACAGAUCAACAACUUAUUCUGGGCGUGA
Lachancea sp. 'fantastica' is the source of this 3030-nucleotide messenger RNA. Lineage: Eukaryota; Fungi; Ascomycota; Saccharomycetes; Saccharomycetales; Saccharomycetaceae. The record is from the annotation of a GenBank genome assembly.